AGAUCCCGAUUCGUUUCCAUGAGCCCUGGUCUUAAGUUUAUUGACUUCAGUAUUAUGCCCGUUUUGCUCGGAGCCCGUAGCUGCCGGAGAUUUCUAAAGACCAGGAUGCUCAGGAAGAUGACAAUCAAACAUUACAGCUCUAAUAGGCGCAGCAACUCUCCGGACAAUCAAUACUCCACCAUUGCGGAGAUCAAGGAGAAGAUGAUGAAGAGCUUCGGUCUAGAGCCUGGGUACACCACGGAGCCGAAGUCCAGGGAGGAACUACUCAAGUACCAGCCCAAGUUCGAGGACUUGCCUGCACGUUCCAUGCAGGACUCCUUUUCCUCGGCCAUCAUUCCCUUGAGCACGGAUGCAGUGCUGCAGGACAAGUACAUCAAUUUCAGGGGCUUUGCCCGCCUUGGCAGGCUUCUGGAGGACAUGGACCUUUUUGCCGCUUGGUGCUGUCACAGGCACCUGAAAGUGCCCAAUCUGCCGGAGGGAGUGCCUUUGCCGUACUCCAUCGUGACAGUCCUGGUGGACCGAAUUGACUUCACUAGUGUCUCACCCAAUGGCACCCAGGACAUCCGCCUAUCUGGGCACGUCUCCUGGGUGGGAAGCAGUUCCAUGGAGGUGGUGGUAUGGCUGGAGCAGGUUGUCAAUGAAGAGUAUCAGAAAAUCACGCGAGCUCUGUUUCUAAUGGCGGCAAGAAAUGCCACCAACACAGCUGCGGCUCCAGUGAAUCCCAUACAGCCUGCCAAUGAGGAGGAGAAGGUCAUCCUAGCUGGCGGAGCCGAUAGAAAAAAACAACGACAGAUACUCAGCGCACAGUCUGUCUUCAAGGUGGAACCCAACGCCGAGGAGCAGUCUCUUAUAUACCAGCUCUACAAACGGACUACUCCCGUCGAGCAAACGGGGCAGCAGCGACUCCUGCCUCCCAACUGUAUUUGGAUGCACGACUCCUUCCAGAUGAGCACUAUUCCCUCCUUUCCGGAGCACAGGAAUCAAAACAACACUGUUUUUGGGGGAUUCCUCAUGCGCAGUGCUCUGGAGAUUAGCUGGGCAACGGCCUUCCUCUACUGCAAGGCCCGACCCCAACUGGAGCACAUCUCGGACAUCAGUUUCCAAAAGCCCGUCAGCGUGAAUAGCUUCAUCAAGAUGACCGCGUACGUGGUGUACACCAAGGAGAACUACCUGCAGAUCAUGACCGUUGCCGAAGUCCUGGACGCAUACACGGGCAGCCGCGUGACCACCAACGCCUUCCACUACACCUUCUCCGCUCCGGAUCCGGUUACGGAAGUGCUGCCCCGCUCCUACCACGACACCAUGUGGUACAUCAAUGGGCGCCGCAAGUUCAAGGCCAGCAGGGGUUGAGCCCCUUAGGGUUUCCCGAUAAGUUUAAAAUCUGCAACUUACCACGAUUCAGUUUAAUAUUCCUUAAGCUUAAUGUUCAAACA
Messenger RNA from Drosophila santomea, 1433 nucleotides. Its product is annotated as acyl-coenzyme A thioesterase 9, mitochondrial. Bases 19 to 1350 code for a protein of 443 amino acids. Gene Ontology annotation, cellular component: mitochondrion. The record is from RefSeq and is a predicted model, not a curated record. Lineage: Eukaryota; Metazoa; Arthropoda; Insecta; Diptera; Drosophilidae. The transcript is spliced from 4 exons. Gene Ontology annotation, molecular function: fatty acyl-CoA hydrolase activity. Gene Ontology annotation, biological process: acyl-CoA metabolic process.